Messenger RNA from Amyelois transitella, 5873 nucleotides. It is a transcript of the gene Rint1, whose product is annotated as RAD50-interacting protein 1. Gene Ontology annotation, cellular component: Dsl1/NZR complex. NCBI's taxonomy places the organism in Eukaryota, Metazoa, Arthropoda, Insecta, Lepidoptera, Pyralidae. The coding region runs from base 225 to 2750 and encodes 841 amino acids. The transcript has 14 exons. The record is from RefSeq and is a predicted model, not a curated record. Gene Ontology annotation, biological process: endoplasmic reticulum to Golgi vesicle-mediated transport; retrograde vesicle-mediated transport, Golgi to endoplasmic reticulum; regulation of ER to Golgi vesicle-mediated transport.
GUGUCAAUUCAUCAAUUGCUGUCAAAGAAAUAUGCAAUGUAAGCAAAGCAAAUCAAACAAAAUUCAAUAAAAAAACUUGGACAAAAUUGCAAAAAUGCAAAAUAAUGCAGAGCAGUAGAAAUCAGUAGCAUUUUAUUUAUUUACAUAAUAAAACAUAUGAUUUAUAUGUAAUGGUUAACUAGAUUUAAUUUUUCAUAUAUUUUGUUUAAAAAAAAUCAGCCAUCAUGUUUGAUAUUUUAAAAAAUAUGAAACCCACCCAUUUAACUGAAGAGGAUAAAAAGACUAUAAUCCAAGAUCUAAACUUAAAAAUAGGGGGUGAUAUUAAUGAUUUAUCUAAUGCAUAUGAACUUGAAAAUGAAUUGAUAAAAAGGAGAGAUCAGUUGAAAAACUCUCUUCAUGUAGCAAAUAACUUAGUUCCAACCAAACUAUCAUCAGCUAUAAAGAAAGCUGAAAACAAUUCAAACCAAAUACAAAAUCUCAAAGAGAAAAGUGAAAAAUUGAAAAUAAAAGUUGAUGAUUUUCUACAAAGAACAGAACCCUUACGUACAGAGCUCAAUAAGAGAUUCUCAGCUAUCAACAAGUUGGAUCAAGUAUUGAUUUAUCUCAGAUCUUUUGAGAAAAUUGAAGACCUCAGUCGUCAAAUGAAACAAUGCAAUGAUGAUGAACAACUGGUUUUGUUGUAUGGAGAACUCAAAGACAUGUGUUUGGACUACAAAACAGGCCACCGAGCUGCAUAUGUGCGAGAGUACACUCACUACUGGCAUAAUAUAUUGAAAGAUAAACUUACCAAACAUUAUGAGGAUGUGUUGAAGUUAAUAAAGUGGCCUCUAACUACUGGUGCUGAAAAUCCGCUCCCUUCCAAGGAUGCCUUGAUAAGGUUCUAUAAUUUGACGAGGUAUCUAUUUCUUAUUGAGGAGCCAGAGGAGUUUAUCACCAAAAAUGUUUCUGAGGAAAUUGUACAGGAACUGGAUCCAUGUUUGCCAGUGAAGAUUCUACUCAAACCACUGAAAAAAAGGUUCAUAUUCCAUUUCACGGGGUCCCGACAAACAGCGCGUAUAGAUCGACCAGAGUGGUUUCUCACUCAGACUUUAACUUGGAUAAAGGAUCAUCAAGCAUUUGUGAAAACACAUGUGCAACCAGUGGCUGACAAACUUGAGAUCCCUAAUGUCAAAGCUGUGGAUGAAUUUAACUCGGGCCUAAUAGCAUUAGCAGCCGAAAGGCUCCACACAGUACUAGCAUUGUACCACGCUCAAGGUUCAAAGACCGAGUUAGUUGAUGUUGAUGCAGCAUUCGCUCAUGCUGUUGAUGAAACUCUAGGCUUCCAUAAAGAACUGAUUACUGUGACCGGAAAGGAUUCCAAUAGUGUGCUAGCAGUGUUGACUAAAGCUGAAACUUUCGUGAGGUGGCUGGCUGUUGAAAAGAAGUAUGCCCUCGCCAAAAUGGACGAGAUGCUCAGUAACGAUCAAUGGUGCGAACCAGUCGCGUUGGGAGUGGGGUCAGCGGUGGGAUCCAUGUUGUGGGUGCCAAGAGGCGCGGACUGGUUCAUAGCGUUAUUGAAGACUAUCGAAGAGAGAUAUGCAGUCCUGCCACAGCCGGGGCAUAGGCUACAAUUCCUCGAACUACAACUGGAACUGAUAGAAGAGUGGCGCGUGCGUUUGACUCAGCUUCUUAGUGCUGCGGUUUCAACUCUUACUGUGGACUCGCUACUGACCGCUAGCACAGGCCACCCGCUGCUGGCGCACAUCAACACCGCUCACCACACGCGCUCUGUGCUGCUGCAGUGGGCUCACUGUCUGCACUAUUUGCAACUACAUUACUACAGGCGACAAUUCCAACAUUUCACGCACCAACAACAUCGCGACGAUACUGAUAGCAGUUCGAGUUCUGACGAUGAUGACUCCGAUACCGAAGAGAAUACCAAGAAGUCUUCCAAAGAAGGAGAAAUAGAAGAAACAAUGUCACUGAAAGAGGUAGAAAUCCGAGCUAAAAAGUUGGCAUUGAACGAAGUAUCGCGAAGAAAUUCUAUGAUUGUAGAACUCGGCCAAUUCGACGUAACUUCGCCAAUAGCAAAUUUAGCGGUAACAGAGCCAUUGGGGGCAGAAGACGCCGAAGAAGCGGGAGUUUUUGCUGAAGCGCCGGCGUUGUUGGCGCACCUGCGGGAUGCUGGGCUGGCGGCCUUGUCAGAACAUAUCCUGUUGGAGUUCAAGGCUGGCUUGCGAGACUACAAGAAGCAAAAAUGGCACGCGUGGCCGAUCGUAGAGGAGAGCGCGCUGUCGGUGUCGGCGGCGCUGUGCGCGCCGCUGGCGGGCGCGUGCGCGCGGCUGGCCCGCGCCGCGCGCGCGCUGGCGCCGCCGCUCACCGCCCGCCUGCGCGCGCAGCUCGCCAGGGACAUCGACCACUACCUUUACGAGGAAGUUGUGUUGGAGAACUGGUUCAAUACAGGAGGCACGGUGCAGUUCACUCAUGAUGUCAAGAGGAAUUUACUUCCUGCAUUCAUGCCGCCAAAUAAAGUCGCUUCGCUGGUCAACCAUUUUCCGAAAUUGUUAGAAGCGUGCAACCUUCUUAACAUGGAUUACGACGACGCCCGCCGCCUGCGUUCCCUUAUAUCCAAAACGCCGAACUUGGCCGUGGAUCACCUCACCGCUUUGGGUAUCCGUCACAUUCCGCCGAACGAAUGCCAGCAGAUCCUGAAUCAAAGAACCGACCUCAGCGAGACCACGUCACCGUCAUCGGUGAUGGAGUUAUUCUGAAGUUUCGAAGGAGGAGGCGUCUAAAUUGGUUUCGGAAAGGUAGAACGCUGUUUUGAUGAUUUAUUCUCAUUUUGAAUGUAGGGGUUUUUUUUUAAUUUAUCGAUCUUUUAUACUUUGGUUCGUUUGCACUAUCGGUAUAAAUUUUCCUUAUUUUUCAAUCGUUUUAAUGUUAUUAUUUAAUAUCAUUUGCCGUGUGGUUCCCGGAACCAAUAAAAAAAAAUAGGACCAAGAAGAACAGAUCCUUCUUUUUUUCAUGGAUGUCGAAAAAAGCGACUAAGGGAUAGGCUUUUCAACUUGAGAUUCGUCUUUUCGGUGAUGAACUAAUAACCUGUCACUAUUUGAAUCUCAAUUCUAUCUAUAUAUUCAUAUUCUAUCAAUCAAAAAGCUGAACGUAGCCUAUCCGUCUUUUCAAGACUGUUGGCUCUGUCUACCCCGCAAGGGUUAUAGACGUGCCUAUAUGUGUUUAGUAACAAAUGAAGCGAAAAUUCAAACAUUUUGUUAUACUGAUAAUUGAGAAAUUAUUUCGGAAUAUUUGUUCAAUAUGUUUUAUUCAAUUUGAGAUAAGUCAUAACAGUGUUGAAUACCUAUGUCGAAUGCCAGUAAUGGUUGGGUGUUAACAGCAGCCGGCCAUUACAUUAGAUUGCUGACUUGGAAAGUAGGCCUCCUCCUUUGAAUUGCUCAUAAUUAAGUUAUUAAUAAGAUGUAUGUAAUGUUUAAUGGAAUAACUAGAUAUAAAUAAUUACUAUUACUAGGUAAUCUAAGGCAAACGUUGGUACUUGCAAAGUCUUAGCGUCAAUACUUGGUGUAUAUAUCGAAAUGAAUUAAUUCACUAUUAUGCGGGCCUCUUAGUGGACACAAUAGAAUAAAAAUUAGAAUUAAUUAAUUUAUUACAAGUAGAGAUUAAAUUAAGAGGGUGUGGUUAUGAAUGGCGUAAGGCGAAAGCAUAGCUUUAGAUUGUAGAAGAAACAGCGUUGGACCAAUAAUGGAGCCUUUGGGUGCCAGCGUUAUAUUUCCUAUGCAUGGAAGAACAGUUUAGUAAGCUAUGAUCAGUUGCUUCUGCCGGGCAGAAACUAGCUGUCCAAGUAAAAUACAGUAGAAUAACUGUAUGUUCCCAAUGUAACUAACAGCCGUUUGCCAAAAAAAUUAAUUAAAAAAAAUCAUUUUUUUUUAUUCUGUUAUUUUGAUGUUGAAUGUUUUUAUUUUUGUUUGAGCAUAAUAUUAUUGUGGGUAGUUAAUAAACGGAUCACUUCGCCGCAAUACAUUACUGCUCAUAAUAUCAACUUUUAUUUCACACCCUUAGUUCGAUAUCUAACUAGGUUAGGACUAAUUUGUGUCCCUCGCUCUGCUGGAGCGCCGAUUCAUCCUCAGUCUCAUCCUUGCUCCAUCAGAAAUCAAAGCAUUGCAAACAGGGUGGACUUAUUUGUUUUAUAUAUUGUGAUAUGGUACUAGAAUUUUUAUUAAUUUUCACUAUGAAAAAAGUAUUUUUUGGGGACUAGAAAUUUUUGGCAACCUUAAGCAACAUUCGUUUCUCAUGAAGACAUUGUAAGUGUUGAUAAAGAAUCACUUGAAUGUAGUUUUAAAUUGAUUUUGAACUUGUCAACAUAAUGCAAAUGGGAAAAUUUAAAUGGGAUGGAGACAGAGAAAAUCAAUAGUUUUGAUAUGAAGUUAUUGGAUAUCCUUAACGUAAACUAUUUGUAAUUUUUAUGUCUGUUUAGUCUUAAGAACCUAUUAUUGUUAUUCCCAUUCAAAUAAUGUACUUAUGUAAGAAUCUAAUGUUCUACCAUAGACUUAUAUUAAAUGUAAUUAUAUUAGAUGGUGCAUGUAAUGUUGAUUGGUGUCUAUCUAUAAAAACAAAGGUAUAAAAUAUAGUAGAAAGUUAUAAUAUAUUUUGUUACUUAUUUUUAUGUUUCUUUUUAUUAUGUAUUAUUUAAAAUAAAAGAAAACGAAAUUGUUAUGUAAAACAUUUUUAUUAACGAAAAUACAGUAUUUUAUAAAAUUUUAUACUUUAAUUUGCAUAUAAAUCGUUGGAUCUUUAAGCUUGAUUCCCUUUCACUAUGGCAAAGAAUUUUAUCCCGAAACGACGAUUUGUAUCGUCUUAUUUAGUUUUUAUCAUAGCCACGGCCUUGGUUAAAAAAUAAAGGCCGUUUUCAUGUACCUGUUUUGGAACAUCAACUGCAUGCUUUCUUAUAACUAAAUAUGUUUAGAAUCCAUAUAUAUAGUAAGGUUCACUUGUCUAUGAUAUAUCUCCAAUGUAGCUAGAUAUAAGAUUGAAUUGAAUACAUGUACAGUACAGACGUCUAUGUAACAUAAGCUACCUAAGCUUUAAAAACAAAGCUAAUUUAAUGUAUUAUAUUAAAUUACACCUAUUAUUUAUUUAAGUCCAAACAUAAAGCCAAACAGCUGAACGUGGCCUAUCAGUCUUGACUGUUGGCCCUGUCUACUCCACAAUGGAUACAAACGUGAUUAUAUGUAUGUAUAUUAAUUUAAGUAUGUAUAGUAAAACAAUUUUCAAUUCAACAACACAGUAUGGGCAAGUUUGUUCAGUACUAUCCAAGCCAAAGCCAGCCCAAGCUGAAUCAUUGCGAUUGUCAUAAAAAUGUCAAUAAAUCACAAUAUUUGAUAAGAUAACAAUAUUUUUUUAAUAUAAAGGAGUGAAUAAGUUCAUUGUUAACUCUUUCAUGAAAAAAAACAUUUGGAGUUGAAAACGUAGUUAAUGUUACACCUAUUUAUAAAUAAUACAGGUGUUAAAACGAAUGUAACGUACCUUUAUUUCAUUUUAUUACCAAUUGUAUUAUUUAUAAAUAGUAUAAUGCAACGCGAAGGUUUAAAACAAUACUUCUGUCCAUUCUUUUGCAGUUUACAAAUGACUAUACCGAAAUGAGCCAAACUACUUUUUACCUCGUAUACUAUCAUAUUCCUCAAGGAUUUUCCGUGUCACUAUAAUAUUUACUACUUAAUAUAAUCGAAAUAUACUCAAAUAAUCUUAAUGAUCGUCUAGAUUAACUGUUUAAUCAGUAUUCUGUCAAGCACACACCACACAGAUCUUUGAAAUGGCACAUGUGUACUAAGCGGUGUAAGGAUUUAUGAAUACGCAUAAAAUUCAAUAAAACAUUUCGUUUCACA